Messenger RNA from Saccharomycopsis crataegensis, 2682 nucleotides. RefSeq names its product Mga1p (gene MGA1). The transcript has a single exon. Lineage: Eukaryota; Fungi; Ascomycota; Saccharomycetes; Ascoideales; Saccharomycopsidaceae. The record is from RefSeq and is a predicted model, not a curated record. Gene Ontology annotation, biological process: regulation of DNA-templated transcription. The coding region runs from base 1 to 2682 and encodes 893 amino acids. Gene Ontology annotation, molecular function: sequence-specific DNA binding; DNA-binding transcription factor activity.
AUGUCCCAUAAAAUAGAUGGUGAUAACGACCCAUCGCCCUCUGGGAGUAAUCCAAAGAAACCAGAAAUAAAACCAUCUAACCCAUCGGGCUCUUCUAAAAAAAUGGCGUUUGUUCAUAAACUAUAUGCCAUGUUGUCAGACCCGGAGCUUAUCCAUUUAUUGUGGUGGAGCGAUGAUGAUGAAGGUAAUGAUGAUCUAAACAGCGAAAAUAAGGGCAAAUUCGCUAUCAAUCCAUCAAUAGACUUCGCCAACGCCCUCAAAGGAUACUUUAAGCAUGGUAAUGUUGCGAGUUUUGUUCGCCAGUUGCACAUGUAUGGCUUUCACAAAGUCAGUGAUAAAUCUGUCAAUGCCAAUAGAGAAAAAUAUACCAGGGAACACAAUUUAGAAGAGGAUGCUGAGAUAUGGGAAUUCCGUCACUCAUCGGGAAUGUUCAAGAAAGGUGACGAAGACUCAUUGUCCGCAAUCAAAAGGCGUCAACAAGCUACUUCUUCAAAAAAUAGUAAUCUGUCAACCUCUCGUACAACUGAGUUGCAUCCCCAAGCUCAUGGUUUUCAGGAUUUUCAAAUCAUGGGUCAACAUUUGCAGCAUCAACCGGCAUACGAUAACUACUAUCCGCCUGGUCAUAACUUCCAUACUCCCCCACAGCCUCUUCUGUAUGGGGUAGCCCCACCUGGUCUAAUAGCUCAAAGAUACCCUGUUUACUUUGUGGAUUCUCAGCAUGUGCAACGGCAGCAGAGUCAAUAUCCUGCACAAUAUCAACAUUAUCAAUCGCCGUACUUCGUUCAAACAACCUCACAUCAACGACAUUAUACACCUCCUCCCCUCAACCCUGUCCAUGCUCAUCAAUAUCCCUCUCAGCGACCGCCAGUAGUUUCGGAGCAGGCAAUACCAUACACCCGUCAACCACUGCAGCAAAUGACGCCUCAGAAGAUUCUGUUACAACUGGAACAACAGCUGGUAUCUCAACCAUAUCAUACUUCAAACACCUAUAUAAAAGAUGUGGUAAACAAUGCUUCAGAAAUGGGCCGCUCAAUUUCCAUGUCACAGCAAAGCCUCUCUAGAACUUCCGAUAAUUUGAAGAAGGAAGUUUUGAAUACAACGGGGGAUGUGAUCAAAUUUUCUGACUCUUUACCAAAAUUAGAACCAAUAAUAAAACAAAUUGAUGAGGAAAACUAUCAGAGAAUUCAAGAUUUGAAAUACAGUUUUAAGACAAGAGCUGAUGCUAUACAAACCCUGCAAAGUCGGCCCUACCACCAUCAAACAAAGAGUAUUAACAUUAAUGUUCCUCAACCACCAAUCCAUCACAAUUCCCAACCACAAUUGCCUUUUUCUACUCCAUCAUAUUUUUCAGCUUCAGAUAAGCCUGAAAUAAAUAGCGCACACGCUUCACCAUCGAUUGAGUCUAGGCCUAGAAUCGCGUCGUUUGUGGAUCCAUUGGCCAAGUUACCCCAUGAUCAUUCAGUAGCUCCUCAAAAUAGCCAACUCAGUUAUAAUCCGCUAAUUGAUAAAAAUCCAAGGAAUUUGGCGAAUCCUCCUAAAUUAGAAAGUAGCACCAGUGGCAAUUCAAUCUCUAGCACUAGUCUUAAAAAGUUAGAUUCCAUAGGCGCUCAUCGACUUUCUAGAGAAGGUAGUUUUUCGAGCCUCAGGUACCAUCAACCUCCUAGAUCUUUGCCUGAAUCGUACCAGUUGAGAAGGAGUGAAACUUCAAAUUACUCUGAAGUCACCCCUCAACAAAUGCAAUUACAUUCUUCGGCAGUAAAAGGAUCGCUACCGUCCUCUAGUUCCAUAUCUAAUCCCUCCGCAGACUCCUUAAAAAAGCAAAAUUCUUUGAAUCAUUUGGAAGAUGGCAUUACUAAUUCUUCGCAAAUCAGAAAAUCGAUCCUUGCACUACAUCAGAGUGGAGAGCAAAAUUCGCCAUCGUUAUCUAACAAUAAUUCCAUUCUGUCAAAUGCGGGAUUAUCUAAUGUUGACAAUUUAAAGAAUUCAUCUCUAUCUUCAUACUCCUCUGGUCCGUCUUUGUUUUCGCCAUGGUCUUCAAUUAGUUCUGUUGGAAGCAUUAGAACCGGCGGCAGCAUCUCUUCCAUAUCACAUUUAUUGAAUGACCGUCGCGAAAGCUACACUCCUCAAGGUACCAAUUUUGACGCGUCAGGAACAAAACAUUAUUUGUUAGCCCAGCAACAGAAAUUACCAAUGAAGUCCGCAUCAAUUUCAGGACUAAGGAGACCUCAUGAAUUAGAUGUCACAAUUACAUCUAGCCAAGGUACGGUUGGUGAAGAGCCUUCAUUGAUACAGGACACUCUGAGUAGAGAAUCAGAAAAGAAAACUGUUAUCGAGGAUGAAGAUUCGCCCCAUCAGCUUGCCACAAUCCUGGGAAAUAAUGUGAUUUCUGUAUCUUCAUUGCUUCAUUCUCCUGGAACUAAAAUUGAAGAGCCAAAAGUUGUGGAUGCAUGUGAGGUGGGAAUCUCUGCCGAAGUAAAAGAAAAGACGAAUGACACAGUAAUUAGAAAGCGUGUCCAUUCAGGCUCUUCUGAUACAAACUCAUCGGAAGAUGAGUCAAAGAUAAUGAGGGAUAGGGUCAAUGCCUGUGGCAAGGAGCUGAUUGAUGCAACUGGGGCCGUCGAGCCAACGGCUACGGAGUCAAAGAUAAUAGAGGACAAAAAAAGGUGCAAAUUUGAUAGUUAA